This is a messenger RNA of Vicia villosa (hairy vetch), 378 nucleotides long. RefSeq lists its product as uncharacterized. Bases 1 to 378 code for a protein of 125 amino acids. Lineage: Eukaryota; Viridiplantae; Streptophyta; Magnoliopsida; Fabales; Fabaceae. The record is from RefSeq and is a predicted model, not a curated record. The transcript has a single exon.
AUGUCUAUUGACGCUGCCGCUGGCAGAGCGUUAAUGAACAAACCUUAUCCCGACGCUUGUGCCCUGAUAGAGGACAUGGCCCAAAACCACGCCCAAUGGGGGAUAGAACGAGCAACGGUGGAGAAAAAGGAGAGCCAUGGAGGAAAGCAUGAGAUAAGUUGCAUGGACAUGAUGAAUGCUAAGAUGAACGCUCUGGCCUUGAAAGUUGAAAACAUGUCUCAAAACCCUACCACAGUGGCAGCAAUCCAAUCGGAGUGCAAGCUCUGUGGAACUCAAGGACAUCAAACCAUUGACUGUAACCUUUUGAACGACUCUGGCUCAGACCAAGUUAACUAUACCCAAGGAAAUCCUUUCUCGAACACAUACAAUCCUGGAUAG